Molecule: messenger RNA, 3408 nt
Organism: Myxocyprinus asiaticus (Chinese sucker)
Lineage: Eukaryota; Metazoa; Chordata; Actinopteri; Cypriniformes; Catostomidae
Product: 45 kDa calcium-binding protein
Exons: 7
Coding region: 366-1457 (363 amino acids)
Biological process (GO): calcium-ion regulated exocytosis
Cellular component (GO): endoplasmic reticulum
Molecular function (GO): calcium ion binding
Source: RefSeq, a predicted model, not a curated record
CUCCAGUUCACCGCCUGUUACACAAGAAGAGGAAGUGAGAUCUUGACAACGUAGCAAUGUUUCGUUCGUGAACGCUACCGGUGUCAGCUACGUGAACACCUGCGUUCAUCGCUGUCUUUCCCAUGGGGUUGCGUGUUUGAUCAGAGUACACACACACACAGAAGAAGGAGGAGGUCAUUUUCAGCGCUAUAAACUGCUUCAGUGACCAGCUUUUCCUCUCGAGUGGCGACGUGUACAGGAACGUACACGCAUAGUGUAUAGACAGCUCACGGGCGUUAAAAUACAGCAGGCCAUUUGCUAUUUUUCAUUUACUUAUUUUAAAGUGACAGUUUAAACGGACAGUAUUUCUGCAUUAGUUUGUGAAGAUGACACGGUACACCAUGAGUACCCAGAGAAGACCUCGGACUGGCCGCCUGUGGGCCUCAUCUUUGGCAGCAUUUGUGUUGCUAAUUCUGGCCAUAAAUGUCAACGCCAGGCCGGCGAAUAUGUCAGCAUUAAAAGACAAACAUCCCAGCAGUAAAGAAGAAAAUGAGAUCCUUCCACCUGACCAUCUGAACGGUGUGAAGAUGGAGAUGGAUGGACACCUCAAUAAAGACUUUCAUCAAGAGGUGUUUCUGGGGAAGGAGAUGGAGGAGUUUGAGGAGGACUCAGAACCCAGACGGAACAGGAAGAAGCUUAUUGAAAUCUUCACCAAGGUGGAUAUCAAUAAAGACAGGAGUGUCAGUGCUAAAGAAAUGCAGCGCUGGAUCAUGGAGAAGACGGAGGAACAUUUUCAGGAAGCUGUUAGAGAGAAUAAGAUCAGUUUCCAUGCUGUGGACCCUGAUGGAGAUGGACAUGUUACUUGGGAUGAAUACCGUGUGAAGUUUUUGGCCAGCAAAGGUUUCAAUGAGAAAGAAGUAGCUGAGAAGAUAAAGAACAAUGAAGAAAUAAAGGUGGAUGAAGAAACCCAGGAGGUUCUGGAGAGUUUGAAGGAUCGCUGGUUCCAGGCAGAUAACCCUCCAGCUGAUCAGUUGUUGAAUGAAGAAGAGUUCCUCUCUUUUCUGCACCCUGAGCACAGCAGAGGCAUGCUCAGAUACAUGGUGAAGGAGAUUGUCCGAGAUCUUGAUCAAGAUGGAGAUGGAAAGUUGACUCUUGCUGAAUUUAUCUCCCUCCCUAUGGGAACUGUUGAGAAUCAGCAGGCCCAAGACAUCGAUGAUGACUGGGUUCGUGAAAGAAAGAAGGAGUUUGAAGAGGUCAUUGAUGCUAACCAUGAUACGAUUGUAACCAUGGAAGAGUUGGAGGAGUACAUGGACCCCAUGAAUGAGUACAAUGCUCUGAAUGAAGCCAAGCAGAUGAUUGCUGUUGCAGAUGAGAACCAAAACCAUAACUUGGAACUAGAAGAGAUCCUUAAAUACAGCGAGUACUUUACUGGCAGCAAACUCAUGGACUAUGCCCGCAACGUACAUGAGGAGUUCUAAUCUCCUCAAAUCUGUAAAAAAUAAGAAUAGUAAUAUGUAUGUAUAUAUCCCUUAAGGCUACACUGAGGGCUAUACAAAGUGUUGCAAGAACGAUGUUGCUCUUUGCUUGCCUUCCAGAUUGGCUCAACAAGUGCAUUUGAACAUGUGUUUGUAACUUUACAAACCUGCAAGCCAGAAAACCUUUUUUAAAAUUGCAGUACAAAGGUGAAGUCACAGGUGUGCUGUUCAAAGGUUUUCCAAGUUACAUAUGAGCUUGCCCCAUACAUUCCCCUGUAAUUAAGUUGAGACACUUUGUCACUUUCAUGAAUUGUUGAGUGUUGAUAAUUUAGAGAAAUGUAUGUAUAUGAGGAAUUUGGUCAGGGGGAAAGAGUGUGUUUCACAUAAAGGUGGAAUCAACUUAUAAAUUGAUUACUGUAAAUAAUAUAGUUACUUGGAGUGCCAUAAUAUAUACAUGUUAUAUAUAAAUGUUUUGAAAUUUUGGGUGGGUUAGUUGUAAGGCAGGGCUUUGACAGGGUUUGUAUAUUUAGUUUACUAAGCUGCAACCCCUGUUAUUUCCAAAGAUUAAGAAAAUUAUUUAGGGUGGUCAUUUUGUGAAAGCUAAAGUAUAUAGCACUUCUUUUUGGGAUCUCAUUGUUCAAUGCAAAGCAGUAAAAAAAAUUCAGUUGAGAGAGUAUAGAUUAAUAAAGCCAGAUGUGACGUAUUGUAUUAUUUGGGCACCAGGUUUUUUUGUAAGGAGCCAUUUUGUUGAAUUCAUUAUUGCGGCUGGCCUGAGUAUUGUUUUUUUUUGACUCUUAUGACUGCAAGUGAAAAUUCAAAUGACCCUGUUACCUCAGAAAUCUCUUUCAGUCACAUGCUUAUAAGUCAGUAGUUCAUUGACCCUGACAGUUUAUUUGAGAACUUGUUCCCAGACGUGGUCAUAGCGCUUUCUCCAUUAAAGUUUGUAUUUAGAGAUCUAGAAGUAAUUUUUAUAAAAGUUAAAAAUAUUUCCAAGAAUUAUACAAUAAGCUUAAGACAAAUGCAUUGAAAGGCAUACGCAACCAGAGGAACUUUUAUAAUUUUAUUAUUAUUUCAUGAUUAUGACUAAUGGAAGCAGAAUUUCAUGUAUUUUCUGGUCUUGCCUAUAUAUUUGAGCACCAAUCUCUGGUUUUGGUGUUCAAAGACAGUCUUUGAAUGUGCAAUAAUUGUUAAGCAUGCUUUGGUAAUAGUUUCAGAUUAUGAAUUUUUCGUAAACGUGUUUUUUUUUUUUUUGUGGUUUUUUUUCUGUUUGAAUUAUUGAUGACUAAGGCUUAUUUUACUUUCUUUUGCUUUGUGGUUCCCACAGAGGACUUUUUGGCUGUUUAAAUAAUAGCUCCUAAUCUAUUCACAAUCAUCGUUGUACAGAACAUUGACUGACUAUAUUGCCCUCAUCCUGUGGAAAUUCAAGUGACUUGCUUGACGUAAAGUUUUGAAAAAACCCACUUGUGUCUGAGUUUCUGAUUGCUGAACAUUGUUAAGCUUUGAAAUGCACCGUAUUGUAGUUUAUAUAUUCAUGAAAAUGAUUUUUUUCAUCCCAUAUUAAUACACUGAUCAAGCAAUGGACAAAACAUACCUCUAAACUUGACACUUUACCUCUAAAACUUUUAAACUUUCUUCAUACUUACGGUUGAAACUGUUUGCUAGAUUAGAGAGGUUGCAAAGCAAAAUCAGGCUAAAAUUGUUAUAAAAAAAUGAUAGUUAUUCUAAUCUCUAUAUGUAAUUUUGAUUAAUUGGACCCUCAUGAUAUCAGCACAUCAGGAUUGUUGACUGUUUUGUUCAUUUGUUCUGGACUAUCUUAUACCAUAAAACAAAUGUUGCAAGAUGAAGUAAAUACAUUUCUUUUGAUAUCAGGAUCAUAUCCACAUAUAAAAUUCUCAUUAAUUUGCUAGGAGGUCUGUGAACAAUUAUUGAGAAAUAAAAAGUUGCCAAAAUUCGA